CCGAUUCCCAUUGUGUUGCCACUGCGACGUAGCUCGCUUGUUGGGUGUCCGUCCAGGGCCAUCAUUGGCAUCUUGAGCCCUGGUUCGAUCUCGACACAACGGAUAUUUCUGAUAACGCCGAGCUGUCGGACAACUCAAUCAAUACCAUCAAUAGUCUGCCCGAUCCGGGGAGGCCCGGCCCCGCCUUCGGCGCUCGGCGGCCGCCCCCGCUCCGCCGCAGCCGCAGUGCCCCACUUCAUGGCCUCCAGCCUGCCGCUCCACCACACCCCGGCGCCGCCCCGCCGCCCGACGCGCGCAGUGGCUCCGCUUCAGAAACACACGGUGCUCACCGUGCAGGCGGCCGACGCCAGGACCAGGACGCAGGCGCCGGGCGCCCCGAGUAAGCCGCGGCCCGAGCCGAGCCGCCCGCUCUUCGACGGGCUGCAGCUGAUCGUGUACUCGGGUGCCGCGUUGGGAAUCGUCCCGAUCUCUUUCCGGCCUCUGCGGGUGGGCUUCCACCCGGUCCGCUCCACGCUGCCGUACGCGCUGCUGGUGCAGGCGUACACAUGGUGGGGCGCCUUCUUCGAGAUGCCCUGGAUCGGACGCUCUCUCGCUCCCCAAGUCCUGGAGGGCGCGGCGAUCCGCUUCUGGAACAUGCACUCCACGCUGCACCUCGCCGGCUGCCUGAUCGUACUCGUGUUUUGGAUGGAGGCCGGCAACAUCCAGCAGCUCCGCGCCGUGUGCGACUCGCUGCUG
Molecule: messenger RNA, 735 nt
Organism: Frankliniella occidentalis (western flower thrips)
Lineage: Eukaryota; Metazoa; Arthropoda; Insecta; Thysanoptera; Thripidae
Exons: 3
Source: RefSeq, a predicted model, not a curated record